AUGGAAGACAGAUCUUCUUCUAAGCCUACUCAAACUGAGUCGUCCAAAUCAACUGAAUCUACCAAACCAACCGAGUCUACCGAGUCUACCGAAACAACUAAAAAAAUGAGUUACGAAUGGGUUUAUGCUUCUGGAGCCGUGUGGGUUCCAUUUGACUUGCAGUCACAGAGCAACAUUGAAGACGUCUGGAAGCGUGCAGAGGCGACUUGGAUCUAUGUUGGCUCCUUUAGAGACAAGGCAUAUGUAAAUGCCCCAGAACUCUAUGUACAUUAUCUUGGAAACGAUCUCCCUAUUGCCAGACGCUGCCUUUGA
Phycomyces blakesleeanus NRRL 1555(-) is the source of this 312-nucleotide messenger RNA. RefSeq lists its product as hypothetical. NCBI's taxonomy places the organism in Eukaryota, Fungi, Mucoromycota, Mucoromycetes, Mucorales, Phycomycetaceae. The transcript has 2 exons. The record is from RefSeq and is a predicted model, not a curated record. Bases 1 to 312 code for a protein of 103 amino acids.